Messenger RNA from Acytostelium subglobosum LB1, 1395 nucleotides. RefSeq lists its product as hypothetical. Lineage: Eukaryota; Evosea; Eumycetozoa; Acytosteliales; Acytosteliaceae. Gene Ontology annotation, cellular component: nucleus. The transcript has 4 exons. The record is from RefSeq and is a predicted model, not a curated record. Gene Ontology annotation, molecular function: DNA-directed DNA polymerase activity. Gene Ontology annotation, biological process: error-prone translesion synthesis. The annotation marks the transcript as partial.
AUGGAGUUUAAAGCAGGCAUGGAAUCGGUUGAUAUCAACCUCAUCAAUCAGAUGCUCGACUCAUACUCACAUGGCACUCAUUAUCAGGAGAAGGUCGAUCGUCAGGAGCUAAAGACAAAGCAAUACAUAACAGAGUCAUUGGAGAAGUUGGCUCAGGUGCCGCUGGACUCACCAGAGUAUCAAAAGGAGGUCGAUGACUUUGUUGAUGCACUGGGGCGUUCAAAAGAUCUAUCGCACACCUUCAUUCACAUUGAUAUGGAUGCCUUCUACGCAAUGGUUGAGCAGGUGGACGACCCCUCAAUUGCCGGCAAGCCUGUGGCCGUUGGUGACUUGAACAUGUUGGUCACCUCCAAUUACAUCGCGAGGAAGUAUGGCAUCCGAGCAAGUAUGCCAGGCCUGUUCGCAAUGGAGCUCUGUCCCACACUGAUCAUCAAGCCUUCAAGGAUGGAUAGGUAUCGUCACUUUAGCUCAUUGAUCAGAGAAGUCCUAGGUCAGUUUGAUCCAAAUUUUGUUUCUCCUUCAUUGGAUGAGGCAUGUCUAGACAUCACCUCUGCGCUUCAACACAAUCCAAGCAUGAAAGCACUUGACAUUGCCAUGUUACUGCGACGCAAGAUACAUGAUAACACUGGAGGACUUACUUGUAGCAUGGGAAUAGCACCUUCGCCCUUAUUAGCCAAGCUUAGUAGCGAAGUUAACAAGCCGAAUGGUUACUUUAUCCUUGAGAGAGAUGAGGCCAAGAUGGAGGAGUUCCUUUCAAACACAGCGAUCAAGAAGAUAUCAGGUAUAGGCAAAACACGACAACAACUCCUUGAAACACUUGGAUUGAACACUGUUGCCGAUAUCCUAGACAACAAGUAUGAGUUGUAUUAUGUAUUGUCUCGAGCACACGCUGAACUGCUCUUCAAGCAUGCUCUAUGUAUACCUAUAAUCCCUUCACCGUCAACCUAUCAUGUAUCCAAAAAGAGGACCAUGAUAUCCAAAGAGAAGACUUGCAAGGAGAUCUACGACCAGAUGGACUUGGAGGAUAUUAUGCGUUCACUAUACAAGGAUGCUGUACUUCUUCUUUUGAACGAGAAUGUUGUGGCACUUGGAUUGAUUGUAAUGAUCAAGGACUUCUCAUUCAAAGUUACCAAUCAUGUAUUCUCAUUGUCACCACAAUCAAAGGAGCCCGUGAUUGAUAGUGACGGACAAGUCAUAACGUCACCAGUGAAACGAAUCAGGUCACCUAAUGGCAAGCAAAGACUACCACCAAUGACCUUCCAGGAGAACUGUCAAAAGAUUUGGGAGUUGUUCUACAACACUGUCAAACCAUUGCCAUUCGACAAGAUCAGGUGUAUAGGAUUGAGACUUGUCAACUUUGUCGAGAUUCGCAGUAGUAGUGACGAAGGAGAGGAA